AUGAGCGGAGGUCCAAUCCCAGUUUGGAAAAAAUACACAUCCAGACCCACAGGAAUCUGGGAAAAAUUAAGACAAGUGUUGGUGCUUGUGCCCAACAGAUCUUCUGGUAACCCUCUUGUCCAGUUUUUCAGAGCCAUUCCACCAGGUGCCAGAAUUGAAGAAGCCAACAACUAUAAGGAGCCUGGUACCAUUCCAGCAUCGGACAUCAAGGGAAACCCAUACUAUAAGCGUGACUACAGAAGAAAUUACCCUCAGGUUCACGGCUUCAACCAGACUAAAGUUUCUGGUUUGUUGACAUUGGGUUCUGCUGCCAAACCCAGAGUUUCCAUUGGCGAGAAGGGUACCAAAGAAUUGGCUGCAUUUUCUCCUGGCCAGGUUGUGAGCUUGUCGACCACUUUGACAUCUCUUGACCCUAAGGUCGUCAAGGGCGAAGUUUUGGGCCAAGCUGGAGAACCAAUUGUGGCUCCUUCUUUGCGCAAAUUCCAGUGGAAAGUUUUGGAGGAACCACAGCACGGAAUGUUCACAGACGAGUACCCAUGUCGUAUUUUCAGCGACUCAACCCCGGCUUCCUCUGCCAAAUAG
Molecule: messenger RNA, 582 nt
Organism: Clavispora lusitaniae ATCC 42720
Lineage: Eukaryota; Fungi; Ascomycota; Pichiomycetes; Serinales; Metschnikowiaceae
Gene: NUO2
Product: Nuo2p
Source: RefSeq, a predicted model, not a curated record